AUGGCGGUGGCGGAUGUGUCCGGUCUCAUGGACAUUGCCAGUACCCUGGUCCAAGAGGAGAUCCCGUUCAAGCUACGAUGCGCCAUCUGCAAUAAGCUGGCGGUAAAUGCAUUUCGUCUCCCCUGCUGCGACCAGUCUAUCUGUGAGACCUGCCAAGCUUCCCUCUCCGACACAUGUCCCGUCUGCACACAUACCCCCGUCUCUCCGGAUCUCUGCAAACCAAACAAGGCUCUGCGGACCACUCUCAAGGCUUUCCUGCGCACCAAAGAGAAGAAGCGGGAAAAGGACCGUCAAUCUGUGGCGCCUUUAACGCCAUCCAAUGUCACGCCCGCAGACAAAAACAUACCUGCCGAGGAUAUUACUCCUGAUCAAAAUGGAGCUAAGUCAGUGGCCGCUGUGUAUAUCAAGGCACCAGUCUCGCCGCACCCCACAGAACAUACAGAAUCAAAGCCUCAAGAGCCUGGACCAGACACACCAGCCCCGGAAACAGCUGGAGAAAGCAUUCCACAGCGAAGUGUCCCAGAUUCGCCCGAGGCAACUGGUGAUCAACUCAACGGCACCGAAGCGGCCCUUGAGUCUACGACUGAAGAUGCUGCAGUCAACGAAACUCCACUAAAUGGAGAACCUGUUCCCCCUCCCGAGGGGACUCCUGGGGAUUCUGUUACCACCUCGAUGACCUCAAACAUGGCCGGAAACUUCCCCGCGAUGGGCUGGAACGGAAUCGGUAUGAAUCCUUUCAUGGCCGGCAUGUUCAAUUACCCGAACACGAUGGGCAUGCCCAUGGGGAUGGACCCGAUGGCAAGUCAGGGGAUGUACGGAAUGAACAUGACUGGCAUGGGCAUGAAUACUGGGAUGAAUUACAACGGGGGCAUGUAUGGAUCGUUAGGAUGGGACGCAUCCCAACAGAACAACAAUAUGUGGCAAGGCGGCCAAAAUAAAUUCAAUCCAAAUGCUUUCGCAAAUGGCACGGGUCCUCCUUAUGGAGGAGCAUUUGGCGGGUCUAAUAUGUCUGCUUACCCUUCUCAUUCAGACUAUCAGUCCGGCUACUAUGGCGGUUAUGGUCGUGGUGGGUAUCGAGGUCGCGGCCGUGGCCAGUUUCAUGGCUCUGGUCGAGGUGGCUUUGGACCCAUGCAAGGUCAUUUCCGCCAGGGUUCCAACUCAGGCUACCCCAACCAGAACCAAAGCAUUGCUAAUGGUCUCACCGGUACUCAAAUGGAUGCUCAAGGUAAUGUCCAAACAAUUGAGAUUGCUCCAGAAUCAGGUGAAACUGGACCCGAUGUGCCGGGUAAUCCAGAUGAUAUCCCAACAGGGACCACAGACCAACCCCAAGGAAUUCCCACAAUUGACAGUCUUGAUAAUUCUGUACCAACCGGACCUGGUGAACCCACUGAGGACAAUCGCCCAAGGGCCGCAUCCAACGCUCCGUCUCAACGUGGGCAGUCUCGAUCUCAAUCUCCCACGCAGAAUCCAGUUUCUCGUCCCCGUUCGCCAUCUGUUAAUGGUACUGAAGAUGACCGUGUCAGUCGGCAUGGUGCAGAAACUAAACGCCUAGAUCGGGUUGAUGAGCUACAAUCCAACGCCCGUCAAUCUCGUUCUCCAUCCCACACUUCCUCUCGUCCGUCCUCGCGACGCCGACAUCACGACAGUGAUCGGGAGCGAGAUCGAAGAACUAACCACCGGUCACAACGCACCCGUCGUCACCGCAGCCGUAGCCGCAGCUCCAGUCGAAACGGCGAUUUCCGUCCCUCUGGUCGUCUAGAAAAGACUGCAGAGAAAGAGGGAUCAAAUGGCAGGACCAAAGCGUCCUCCGAAGCCCCAGAGUCACGCGAUCUAGCAAGCCAAAUCAGCAGCACCUAUCACUCCACCAAGGAUAGAGGAAGUCGGCGCGAAGACGACAGAUCACGAGAACAAGACCGAGAUCUCCGACGCCGAGAUCGUGACCGAGACCGCGACCGUCGUGGCAGAGACCGGGAUUCCGAUCGCGAACGUCGCCGUGAUAGCGACCGCGACAAAGAUAGGACUUCAGAGCGCGACCGCGAUCGACCAAGGGAGCGAGAUCGUGGUCGUGAUCGUGACCGCGAUCGCAAGCGUUCUCGCCGCGAUCGAUCCCCGUCUGUCACCGGCGUCGACCAUCCCCAAGCCCGUCGUGUGAAACGUGGGGAUGAAGACCGUAGCAGGGACACAAAUGGAGACUCAACAAAAAGGGCCGAGCCCGAUAAAGAUCCUUACACCCUCGAGCGUGAAGCACGCAAUAAGGAGCGCCUCGAGCGUGAGCAGCAGCACCGUGAAAAGGCCAAGUCUGGCCGCCGCCGUGAUGGCCGGCAGGACCGUGUGGUGGCGGGCCGUCGCAUCAACUACAAGUAUGAAGAUGAACUCUGA
Messenger RNA from Penicillium digitatum Pd1, 2379 nucleotides. NCBI's taxonomy places the organism in Eukaryota, Fungi, Ascomycota, Eurotiomycetes, Eurotiales, Aspergillaceae. The record is from RefSeq and is a predicted model, not a curated record.